AUGAUACAAGCGGCCUUGCAGCAGCAGCAGCCGGCGGUACCUCGACCCAUCCAUCGUCGAGCUAUAGUACCCCAGCACCACAUUACUGCACACUGUCGGUUGAAUGAGGACUACUUCGCUCCGGAGCCGCGAUUUGGGGAGAACAUGUUUCGGAGACGUUUUACGAUGCGUCGUCCGCUUUUUCUGUGUAUCUUGGGCGCUUUAGAGCGUCGAUACGAGUAUUUCAGGAUAAGGGAGGAUGCGGUUGGUAAACCCGGCCAUACGCCCAUACAGAAGUACACUGCCGCAAUUAGGCAGCUGACAUACGGAUGUGCGACCGACAUGUUCGAUGAGUACUUCCACAUCGGCAAGACGACUGUCCGUGAAUGUCUGCAGUAUUUUUGUGAGGGCGUUAGGGAGAUAUUCUGGGAAAGGUAUCAUCGGAAGCCUACCCCCGAAGAUUGCUAG
Salvia hispanica is the source of this 447-nucleotide messenger RNA. The record is from RefSeq and is a predicted model, not a curated record. Lineage: Eukaryota; Viridiplantae; Streptophyta; Magnoliopsida; Lamiales; Lamiaceae.